Molecule: messenger RNA, 501 nt
Organism: Venustampulla echinocandica
Lineage: Eukaryota; Fungi; Ascomycota; Leotiomycetes; Helotiales; Pleuroascaceae
Exons: 1
Coding region: 1-501 (166 amino acids)
Source: RefSeq, a predicted model, not a curated record
AUGCGCUUCUCCACACCUGUAGUCGAGACUCUCGAACCUCCAAACUCCCGCGAGUCAAUCCGCCCACAACUCCAACCCCAACCCCAGCCCAGCUCCAAGCCUCAAGACUCAACUGAUAACAUUCCUCACCUCGUUCCUCUCCACAAUCCUCACUUCCGCAACUUCACACACAACCUCCCCUUCAUUCCUGCUCGCGUCCCCCCGUUCCUCCAUACCACCGACGACAACAACAAUCGUCGAAACUCGCGAUUUGCCUCCCUCCUCCAUCUCCAUCUCCAUCUCUCCUCCCGGCUUCCUCACCCAGACUCCUCGAUACGAUUCCCAUCCCCAGACGCGGCGGCAGACCAUCAACCAGCUCCUCAACCGCCAUCAUUGCCUCCGUCCCUGCUCCAUUAUCCUCCGCCCCUGGAUGCGAGUUUCAGAUUUCUGAUGAGCGAAGUCAUUGCACCAGUUCGAACGUCCAGGGCGAGUGCGAGGGAAGGCCUGGCUCGGUUCGAUUAG